This is a messenger RNA of Lactuca virosa, 1029 nucleotides long. Lineage: Eukaryota; Viridiplantae; Streptophyta; Magnoliopsida; Asterales; Asteraceae. The record is from the annotation of a GenBank genome assembly.
AUGGCCGAGGGAAGAAGAAUCAAACUUCCACCAAAGUCAACCACUAUGGUCAAACCAACAUUCAAAAAGGUCCAAGUCGUUUACUAUCUUUCCAAGAAUGGUCAACUUGAGCACCCUCAUAUCCUAGAAGUCUCACAUUUUGUUCAUCACCAGCUUCGUCUCAAAGACGUGUUGGAGAGACUCAGUGUUCUUAGAGGUAGAGGAAUGCCUUCUCUCUACUCUUGGUCUUGCAAAAGGAUGUACAAGAAUGGAUAUGUGUGGAAUGACUUGGGUGAGAAUGAUGUAAUUUGUCCAUCAGAAGGAGAUGAGUAUGUACUCAAGGCUUCUCAACUCGUACACCACUCGCCAGAUAAACACGAAUCGCAAAUGGCAGUCCCAAAACGCAGCCAGAUAACACCGAAACGACAUACCGAAUUCAACGAAGAGGAAUUAGAUUUUGAAGAAAAGAGAAUAAACUACACAACCACUCCUUCAAGAUGUUCAAGGGAUAUCCUUCCAAAACCCACCAUCGUCACCACACCAUCACCUCCAUCUCCAUCCAAGCGGUUUGAGGACGGCGAUCCUUACCCACCACUGAGUCGUAACUCGGUGCUUCUUCACUUAAUGGCAUGCGGUGGCUCGAUGGGGUUUAAAGGAAAAGCAGCUGAUCAUCAUCAUCAUCAACAACCACCACCCAACACAGCGGCUAGGAAGAGCAGCUGUAGCUCUAGCAGUUUACAUAAAGAUGUUCUGUGUAAGGCGGCGGUGGCGGUGGCAGUGGGUGUAGGUGAGGAAGAUGAGAUAUGUUGCAUGUCGGAGAAUCCACGGUUUGGGAAUUUGCAGGCGGAGGAGAGGGAGUAUUUCAGUGGGAGCAUCGUGGAGACGAUGACGACAGAAGACAGGGUUCAAGUGGAAACCAUGUUGAGCAAGUCAUCAUCUUACAAAGAGGAAAGGAUAUCCAAGACAACAGUGUCAAUGGUGGAGGAUGAAGAGGAAGUGAAGAGAGAGAAAGCUGUGGCAGGGAAAUGUAUUCCAAAGAGAUUUUGUUAA